UCUUAGCCCGCCUCAAAUUGAGGUCUGAUGAUUCGUUACCGCCAGAUAGAAGAAGAUCAUCGAUCAUUGCCGAGCCAUAAAGCCUCGUGUCAGGGCUGUUAAGUCGCUAGCCAGAGUCGUUGGUGAAGAAAUCUGCAUUUGCGUCGCAUGUUGCGAAUGAACCCAUUCGCUGUUUGUUUCUUUUUGGUCAGAAGCGGUAACUUCAUCCAAUAUCAAUUAUCCAAUUAUGCAGCGAAGGGAUGGUCUGUCGACAAACCAACGUCUCGAAAUGUUGGCGGGUCAGGAUUAGACUGGGGGCUGUGGAAGGGUCAUUACUCGGGAGUGGUGACUGAAACACUUGUUCCAUUGCCUGGCCCCCUCUUCCAUUCUGUCAGCAAAAGACGGCGCUCGCUGGUUCAGUGCGUCUGGGGGUGCCGGAUGCGGAGACGCGUUGCCGGGCGCGGUCGAAUCUUUUGUGACUUUCCUAUAUGGACCAAAUUUUUCGGGGCCAAGAACAUAGGUUGAGUAUCCAAACGAUAUCAAGAUCCGUAUCCGUCCGUACCGUGAAGUUUAUGGCCUCUCCCGCUUCUGUUGAGGGCCUGUGUGUGUGUGGAGAGAGAGAGAGAGGAAGCCGAGGAAUAAAAUUGAUUGUCCAGGGCAGAAUUACACCUUGAAAGUACAGAGCAUUCAGGACAUGCGAUUAACAAUGGUGCCUA
Molecule: messenger RNA, 695 nt
Organism: Colletotrichum godetiae
Lineage: Eukaryota; Fungi; Ascomycota; Sordariomycetes; Glomerellales; Glomerellaceae
Exons: 1
Coding region: 148-504 (118 amino acids)
Source: RefSeq, a predicted model, not a curated record